CUGGAAGUAUUGGGCACACCAGACUGGAGAAGCCAGCGACGCCUCGGAGAAAACCAACAUCCCGACCACCGCAUCGAGCAGCUCGUCCAUCAUCUUCCAUACCAGCCAUUCCGCCCCAGUCUCGAUUUCUCAGCUGCCUGGGCAUUUCUCGACACAACACUCAUCCUGACCCCAAACGACCCCGACCGUCCUCCUUGCGUCUGUCGAACCUCUCUACCCGUCGUUUCCCUCCUUUCCUCGGCCAGCGCCCGUUGCGAGCUCUUCACGGCCAUCACCGCCGAUCCGCCAACUUCGCGCAACGAAAAUCACCCACCACCUCGGCCUCUUGUAACGAAGUACACGCCUACGCUUAUACACUCCUCCACCAUGCGGAUAUCUUCCGCCCUCUACUCCUCCGCCGCCCUCCUCUCCUCUGGCCUCGCCUCCGCCCGCGGCUUCGACUGCCACAAUAUCAAUGUCAGCGGAUAUAAAUAUGACCUCAAGCCUCUGGGCGGAGUCCACACUCUAUACCAUGUCAACGAGACGGAAUCCUACGUGGUCAACACCACGUAUGUGAUGAACAUUUGCGGGAUCUUGAAGGGCGCGGCGAACCGGGAUGGGAUGAAAUGUGGUACUUCGAAGAAUAUCUGCGGCUUCGAAUACAAACACGCCCCCGACGGCUCCGAGUCCAAACACCCCUUCCCGAUCGUCGGUCUCGACCCCGUUGGCCACGGCUCCAAAAACACGGAGAUCACGCGCCUUAAGACCGACGACUCCGACCAGGAGGGUCUCCGCGUGAAGUUCUCCGGCGGUAGCUACGAGAACGAGGACGGCAAGAAGAAGAGCGCCGGCGCCGUUAUCGAGUUUCAGUGCGAUCCCGACCGGUCGGGAUUAGAAGGGUUGACGCCCCAGGCGGACGACGGGCCCGAGAACGAGCGUCGCGACGGCGACGAGAAUCGCCAGAGUCUGCAGUUCAAGAGCUUCGGGCUCGUUGAUGAUGAUUCGUAUGUGCUGCGACUGGACUGGCGGACUCGGUAUGCGUGCGAUAACUACGUCGAUGAGAAUAAGGGUGAUUCGUCGAGUCAUUGGGGUUUCUUUACUUGGUUGAUUAUUAUUCUCUUCCUCUGCAUCGCCGCCUACCUCAUCUUCGGCUCGUGGCUGAACUACAACCGCUACGGAGCUCGCGGCUGGGAUCUGCUCCCUCACGGCGACACCCUUCGCGACGUUCCCUAUAUCUUUCAGGACUGGUUUCGACGGGUGAUUAACACGUUGCAAGGGUCUGGUUCUAGAGGAGGAUACAGUGCGGUGUAG
Messenger RNA from Aspergillus affinis, 1290 nucleotides. Its product is annotated as autophagy-related protein 27. Lineage: Eukaryota; Fungi; Ascomycota; Eurotiomycetes; Eurotiales; Aspergillaceae. The record is from RefSeq and is a predicted model, not a curated record. The transcript has 3 exons.